Molecule: messenger RNA, 681 nt
Organism: Blepharisma stoltei
Lineage: Eukaryota; Ciliophora; Heterotrichea; Heterotrichida; Blepharismidae
Source: the annotation of a GenBank genome assembly
AUGAUCCAAGACGAUACUCCAAUCAAAGCUAUCUCCCAAAUAUUUGAUUGGAGAACUAAAGGCGCAGUAACCCCAGUCGAAAAUCAAGGACAAUGCAGCGGAUCAGGCUGGGCUUUCUCUGCUACUGGUGCAGUUGAAGGAACUUGGUUUUUAGCAGGACACACCCUUGUAUCCCUCUCAGAACAAGAAUUAGUUGACUGCUCAACUUCUUAUGGCAAUAGUGGCUGCAAUGGUGGCCUAGUCACGAAUGUUUUCAAAUUUGCCAUGAAAUAUGGACUUACCACUGAGGCUAUCUAUCCUUACUCAGCAAAAAGCGGACAAUGUCAAACUUCUCUUGAAUCCCAAGCCACUGCCACAAUUUCAAGCUAUUCAAUUGUCCCUGCUAAUAAUCCAAAGGCUCUUAUGCAGGCAGUGCUUACCAAACCCGUUUCAGUAGCUGUGCAAGCUGAUCAGACCUUAUGGCAGCAUUACACUGGAGGAAUCGUUACAAGUGACUGCGGUACCAAUCUUGACCAUGCUGUACUUAUUGUAGGAUUUGACACUACUAGUCAUCCAGGAAACUGAAUUGUGAAGAACUCUUGGGGAACUGGAUGGGGAGAUCAAGGCUAUAUCUAUAUCGCUAUAUCUGACGGGAAAGGAGUUUGUGGUAUCAAUAUGACUCCAUCAUAUCCUAUUGCUUAA